This is a messenger RNA of Aspergillus pseudonomiae, 815 nucleotides long. RefSeq lists its product as uncharacterized. The record is from RefSeq and is a predicted model, not a curated record. The coding region runs from base 249 to 503 and encodes 84 amino acids. The transcript is spliced from 2 exons. Lineage: Eukaryota; Fungi; Ascomycota; Eurotiomycetes; Eurotiales; Aspergillaceae.
GGUACCUGAGUGAGUUGAAGCAAGUAUGUGCAAAGAUCGGGACUACCACAUGUAAAUAGUCAACAAAUAGUGGGAUAAUGGAAUGCUAAUACUUGCCAAAGAUAGUGCUUGCGAUCGUCAAUUGUGACUUUAGUGUUGGACCUUCCUUUUCCAAAACGCGUGUUUUGUUUCUGAUUCAUCAUAUUAUCAACGUCAUCAUCGUUGUGACCACAAGAUCCCAGGAGUUCGGAAUAGCCGACAACCCUACCAUGAGGACUCAGAACUAUUUUUCUGCCAGCCGAGUUUGUCAGCCGGUAGCUUCUUUAUUGUUAAUAGUAUUAUUAUUUAUCAUUUUGGCAACCUCGUUAUUUGCCACGCGGGCAGUAGUGCGACGCAACACGAAGCGCUCCAAGGCAACUAAGAGGAGGACUGAGCUCAUGCAUGUUACAUGCAGGGUGAAUGAAACACGCAUCCAAUUUGCCUCCCUUCAUCCGGGUUUCCGGUCGAACUACGCACCGUCGUGAAAUAAACCAAACUAAAAUAGGAGGAGAAAAAAAAAUGUUUUAGAUCGCUUAAAUGAGAGAGUCAUAACCCAUUGGUCAUUUUAAGGAUCUUCGUUCUGGCUUCUAGAAAAUCGACUCCCACGAUGAUUUACCCACACCUGGAUAUUGCAUCUCAUGUCAAAGCGUCGUUCUACCAACUAAGCGGUGUAUUAAAUUCACGCUUCGGUGGCGAUUUUGCUCUUUUUUCUACCUCAGCACAGAGUAAUAACUGUCGUUUCCAAAGGGAGUGUAUUGUCCUAGCGUGGAAUGUUAUUAGUUUCUAUUUGAUUUUUA